AUGGAGGCGGACAAUACAACCGUAGCUGAGGACCGCUCUCGUCGCGCCACCAGCGUCCUAUCUAUGGACGACCUCGAGGCUGCUCAAGCACUGGAAGGGCUUCGGACAGACUUCGGCGCAUCUCCUAGAGCUUCGCAACAAAGCACCGCCUCGCCCGAUCCCAAAUCGCAAGAACCGAUCCUCUCAUUGUUAACGUCCACCCACCCUCUGAUAUCUUCUGCGAUCAACGGCUCCGUAGCCGCAUAUACGUCAUCCAAAUCAUACUCCCCUCGUUUCAAAUCCGGUGCCGAAUUCAUCGAGCGAAACAUUGGCUCGCCGGUAGCCAGUACUGUUCAUACUGUUGGCCGCAAAACAGGCGUGGAAGGCAGCCUGCGCUGGGCGCUACAGAGACACGCAUCCAACUCGUCAGAGUCCAGUCGAUCAAAGCGCCGCAAGGUCAACAGCAACAACAUUCCUGCCGACCGAGAUUUGGAAAUAGGCUUGAGCACGAUGGAUGCCAAUAACACGCCGGAAACUCCAGAUCUCUACCUCAACGAGUCUCUGCCUCCGUACGACGACCACAAAUCGCCCAGCUAUGAGGAAGCCGGUAGGGAGGGCUCUCCUCGUCAGUCUACAUGGCAAAGCCGACUCAUGAUCUCGACUUCCGGGUUGGGUGUUGCCAUGAGCGAGGAAUCGCUCAAGAGCCUGCAAUACUGCUUAACUUGGCUGAGGUGGGCGAAUGGCAGGCUAGGCAAGUCGAUCGUGGCUUUACAGGAGUCACUCAAAGAGUGGGAGUCUCUUCCGCAAAAGAAUGGAGAUGCGGCCAAUGGCCAAGCUUCCAGCCAGACUUUGCUCUCUCAGCGUAUCCAAGCGCUCAAGCAAGACGUGCUAGCUACCUUGAAGCAGGUAGUAGAUGUCGUCUCCAAGUACGCCGGCGGUGCGCUUCCAGAGAAUGCGCGCAAUCUAGUCCGCCGCCACCUCACGUCGCUGCCGCAGCGAUUCCGGAUUGCGUCGACCGCGGUUCCUGCGCCAGACGAGGCUGGCGCGUCUUCUGAGCCCUCCAGCAGCGCCCGCCGGAUUCUGGUGCUUGCCCAGGAAGGUUUGGAUAUGAUGUCGCAGGUCAGCGGUGUUGUCAACGAAACUCUAGUCAGUGCUGAGCACUGGUGCGAGCGGCUGGGCCGCAAGCGUCGGGGCAGCAAGAACGCAGACGCUAAAAAUGCUGACACUAAGGACUCGGAAGCUCAGCCUGCGGCGCGGGAAUACCCUGCCGACAUCAAGCAGCCUGUCGCUGACGUCCAAGAUACCCUCAUGACUGGGCUGGAGCAGGCGUAG
Aspergillus mulundensis is the source of this 1311-nucleotide messenger RNA. RefSeq names its product putative clock controled protein (Ccg-8). Bases 1 to 1311 code for a protein of 436 amino acids. The transcript has 2 exons. The record is from RefSeq and is a predicted model, not a curated record. Gene Ontology annotation, biological process: phospholipid biosynthetic process; endoplasmic reticulum unfolded protein response; regulation of transcription by RNA polymerase II. Gene Ontology annotation, cellular component: endoplasmic reticulum; nucleus. Lineage: Eukaryota; Fungi; Ascomycota; Eurotiomycetes; Eurotiales; Aspergillaceae. Gene Ontology annotation, molecular function: transcription corepressor activity.